This is a messenger RNA of Myotis brandtii (Brandt's bat), 518 nucleotides long. Its product is annotated as insulin growth factor-like family member 3. The coding region runs from base 35 to 262 and encodes 75 amino acids. Gene Ontology annotation, molecular function: signaling receptor binding. The transcript is spliced from 3 exons. NCBI's taxonomy places the organism in Eukaryota, Metazoa, Chordata, Mammalia, Chiroptera, Vespertilionidae. The record is from RefSeq and is a predicted model, not a curated record.
UGCCAUCAACUGCUCUGGAAGGAAAUCAAGUACCAUGGUGCCCAGAAUCUUUGGUUUCAUCUGCAUAUUAGUCUUCCUCCUCCUCCAGUGCUCAAAGUCAGGUACAGGGGCCCACAUGAACGCUGACCUGUGGCUGUGCCAGCGAGCACCCAGGUGUGGGCACCAGAUGUACAACCCCUUGGAGCAAUGCUGUGACAAUGACACCAUCCUGCCCUUCAACCGGACCCACCUCUGUGGCCCCAACUGCACAUUCUGGCCCUGACUUGAGCUCUGCUGUCCUGAGUCGUCAGGCCCCCAGACCAGGUUUGAUGAAAGUUGAAGGUUAUGGGCAAGACAUCUCGGUGCCCUACCUCUCCCAUCACCAGGGUCUAUCCCAGGUAAGGACCCUACCUCACUCAGGUGACAACAGGAAGUGGGGAUUAUGGCAGGGAAGGACUCUGGUGGUUGGGGCCCUCCUGAGUGGGGAUCCCAGUCCUGCAUCUCCCCAUCUUUCUCCUUGUUGGCAUCUUUAAAUAGUC